Molecule: messenger RNA, 6385 nt
Organism: Gadus morhua (Atlantic cod)
Lineage: Eukaryota; Metazoa; Chordata; Actinopteri; Gadiformes; Gadidae
Gene: cgnb
Product: cingulin b
Exons: 21
Coding region: 147-3806 (1219 amino acids)
Biological process (GO): microtubule cytoskeleton organization
Cellular component (GO): bicellular tight junction; myosin complex
Molecular function (GO): microtubule binding
Source: RefSeq, a predicted model, not a curated record
GUUUCACAGGUGAAUGGUGCGGCAUCCCUGUCGGUCGUUUCUGCUGAUCUGGGGUCGGAUGGUUUCAUGUACACAAGCUGGUUUCGAGACACAGCGAUACUGACUGACCGGCUAGGUCGUCCGGGGAGAUACCAAGCCAAGUGAACAUGAGCGCGCUCUCCACAGACAAGAAGCCACUGGUGGACUACGGCGUCCAGAUCCGCUUCAUCAACGACCUGCACGACACGGGCGGCGGGAUCCCCGAGAAGAGCCGCGCCGCCGCCGCCGCCACGCCCCCUUCCAACAAGUACGGGGUGGCGGUGCGCGUCCAGGGGAUCUCCGGGCAGCCCUACCUGGUCCUCAAAGACGGCGAGAAGGGGGACUCGUACGGCGUCCAGCUGAAGGCGCAGGCCAUGCCUCAGAGUCCGAGUCUGAGCCCUGUGCCAGGCUCCAGGUACAACUCCUCGGGCAGAGACCCCAAACCGCCUGGGUUCCCGAAGCCGUACGCCCCCGUCGGAAACACAAGGAGCUCCUCUGUGUCACCGGCAGAGGAAGUAGAGGGGGAGGUCUUUGGGAGUCCCCUGAAGAGACCACCCGGGGACGGACAAGCCGUGGGCCAGGUGGGGGACGGCGAGAGAGGAGCCGCUCCGAAGGCGGACCCCCUACCCAAAACGGUGACCAGCGGUGGAACGGGGAAGAAACCAGAGUGGGACAGUGGGGACGAGUUUAACGAGGCCGGACUGAAACGCGUGAAACGAAACGGGGUGGGGACGAGGUCGGUCAAGCAGAACGGGUUCACCUCGGCCGGAUCGCUGGGGCGCCACAGCGGGAAGACCGUCAUGCAGAACUUCCCCCUGGAGUCUUUCCCAGAGGGCCUUCCCCCUCCGCCCUCUCCGUCUUCGUCUUCCUCGGCGCGGGCUGAGGAGGAGGAGGAGGAGGAGCGGGCCCCGGCCAUAGACACCGAGUCGCUGGCCCCCAUCAACAAGCUGAUCAGCAAGUUCAACAGCAGCGGCCCCGGAGGCUGCCCGCAGACCCGGGGCCGCGCGGGGGCCCGGCAGCGGCUGAGGUUUGACGAACGCAAACGAUCCAGGAGUCUGGACGCUCGGAGAGAGGCCGUGGUAGCCCUUCCGCUGCCGGCCUCUCCCACGUUCGACGCCGUCAACCCCUACGCUAGUACCCCCACGCCUCGAUCGGCCCCCUCAAAAACGUCGGCGUCACCCGGCUCGGCGAGCGUUGGCCCGGGGACGAGUGCCGCCUCUGUCACCACGGCGAUGGCGUUCCCCACCUCCAAGCCAGGCUUCAAGUCGUUGCGGAGCUCGGUUGCCAAGGACACCCCUCAUCCAGCCAUACCAAAAAAGCCUGAAACGCCGGCUCCAUUAAGGCACCAGAGUCGAAGCUUAGACGUGUCCAGUGAUGAGGACGAACAGGCAAAGCAAGCCAUAUACAACAUCCUCAAAGACGGGUCAAGUGCGAGUGAAGCGUCCAUCAAAAGAAAGGUCAACCUCAUCUAUGCAAAGACCAACCCUUUGAAGUUCCGAGGAUCAAUGGGAAAUCCAAACAAGGACGGUGACGAACAUCUAAACGAGGCCAAGGAGCUUCGGGAGCAGCUAAACCGACUCAAGGCGGAGCUGAGGGAAGCCCAUGAUGAACUAGCAGAGGGGCGGAUGGCCAGGGAGGCUUCAGAGUCCACCGUGCGUCAGCAGGAAGACCAACUGGCCGCGCUGCAGGAAGAGCUGAGGAGGAUCUCGGAAGACUCCCCCUACAGCGACUCAGUGCAAACGGACGUGGCGACACUGCAGGCCGAGCUGGUGGAGGCGGCCAUGCUGCGGCAGCGGCAGGAGGAGACGCUGCACCAGCGGGAGCGGGAGCUGACCGCCCUGAAGGGGGCGCUGAAGGAGGAGGUGGAGUCCCACGACGAGGAGGUGGAGAACCUGAGAGAGCAGUACAGCCAGGACAUGGAGGUCCUCCGGAGGACCAUGGAGGAGGUCUCGCAGUCCCAGGAAGACAUCGAGGAGGAGAGGCAGAGGGUGAACGCCUCCAUGGUGUCCCUGGGGGAUGAGCUGGACAGCUGCAGGGACCAGGGGGACACCUGGAAGACCCAGCUGGAGGCCACCCAGCUAGAGACUCAAUGGAAGGACAACAGUCAAAUGCUGCAGCGGUGUCGCCGGGGGAGAGAGGGGCUCGAGGGGGAGUUGAGGGAGCUGCAGGACUCGGUGUCCUCCAUGAAGAAUCAGACGCCCGGUGUGGACGAUGGGCGUUUUGAGGCCGCUCAGCGUUGCCAUGACGAUCUGAAGCGGACUCGCGCCGAGUUGGACAAACAAAAGGCAGAGUUGGAGCAGAAGUGCGCCGAGCUCCAGGCCCUGAGGAAGGCUGGCGAGGGGGCGGAGGCCGGGCUGCGGUCUGAGAUGAGCAGGCUGAGGGACCAAUCACAGAGCGACAAGGCUGAACUGGAAAAGGCAAAAGAGUCGCUAGCGGGGUUUUCAGCGAGACCCGUGCUGGAACAGGAGUCGGCCCAGGAGCUCCAGGAGGCCAACGCCAGACUCCGAGAGCGGCUGUCUCGCAUGACCACCAGGCGCUCGUCCACCCUGCCCCUCAGCCCCGGGGCGGAGGAGGCCCUGGAGGUCCUGGAGGACGAGAACCGCGCCCUGAAGACCCAGCUGGAGGAGGCCCGGCGGGGGGCGGCCCGGCUGGGCAAGGAGAAGGAGGAGCUGGGCCGGCGGCUGGAGGAGCGGGACCAGGAGAGGGAGGCGCUGCGACGGGGGAAGACGGAGCUGGAGGAACAGAAGAGGCUACUGGACCGCGCCCUGGACAAGAUCAACAAGGAGAUGGAGUCGAUGAUGGGCGACUCCCGGCAGUCUGUGAUGGGCCUGCAGACCCAGCUGGAGGAGUACCGGGACCGCUCCAGGAAGGAGCUGCUGGAGGCCCAGCGCAGCAGCAAGGACCGGCUGGCAGAGCUGCAGAGGAGCCAGACCAGCCUGAAGGCCCAGCAGGAUGAGGUCUCCCGCCUGAAGAAGGACCUGCUGGCGGCUGGCGAGGAGCGGGACGGGGCCCAGCUGGAGCGGGACCUGCUCAACGGGCGCCUCAAACACAUGGAGGAGGAGCUGGAGGCGGAGAGGAGCACCUACACAGACCGCUCCCGGGAGGUCCGCAGCCUGGAGGAUAAACUCAAGUCACUUGGGAUUGAGCUGGACGAAGAGAAGAGCAACGUGGAGCUUCUCAAUGACCGAAUCGCCCGAAGCAGAGAACAGGUGGAACAGCUCCGGUCUGAGCUGAUGCAGGAGCGCUCGGCCCGACACGACCUGGAGAUGGACAAGAGCUCCAUGGAGAGACAGCUGAAGGAGCUGAAGUCCCGUGUGGUCGACAUGGAGACCCCGUCGCGCCCCUCCGCUGGCCUCGCUGUGCUGGAGAAGAAGGUCCUGGAGCUGGAGGAGACGCUGCUCAGUGAGGAGAGAGAGAAGGUCACCAUCAUGGCUUCCCAGAGACGCAUGGAGAGGAGGCUGAAGGACCUGAACGCCACCCUAGACCAGGAGAGGAACCAGUCCGCAGAGCAGAAGGAUCAGCUGUCCCUGCGCGUGAAGGCGUUGAAGCGGCAGGUGGACGAGAGUGAGUGUGAGGUGGAGCGUCUGGAGGGCGUGAGGAGGAAGGGCCUGCGGGAGCUGGAGGAGCAGCAGGAGCAGAGGGAGGCCCUGCAGGCCAAGGUGACGGCGCUGGAGGCGGAGCUCAAGCGCAAGGUCCAACAUUCACGGACUUUGGCUCUGAGCUCGGUGAACCUCAGCUCAGAAGACGAAGACCUCCUCACCGAAAUCCACCUGCAGAACAACAACUGAUGGAGGGAGGGAGGGAAUAGGAAGGUUAAAUUGGAUAUAGGAGUAUUUAUGACUUUUUUCGGGAAGGAAAUGGAGGGGGGGACAGGUAAAAUAUAGAUCUAUAAAGAUUUGUAAUACAAAUCGAAAUGCACAUAUAAUACAUAUUAUAUUUUUUAGUCUCAAAAGACUCCUAUUGUAGUAGAUCGUUAAAGGGGCACCUCAGGGCUCAAGGAGUAUUGUCAUAUGACGGAAGUUGGAUCGAGUGAAGGAUGCUGUGAAAUACAGCACUGCAACAACGGAACACUGAACUGCAAGCAAAGGCAUACUUCAACAGUAAAAAGGCUGUAAUGAUGUAUUCUUGGCACCGUACACUGAUGUUUUAACACUGUUUAUUUUCAGCUCAAAGGUAUCAGCUUUCAGCGAUGUUAAAUGAAUACAUAUACUUCUCACCGGUUGUAGCGAUUCAAUGUAAUGAAUGCAUGUUUUUCUGAGCGAUUGCUGAAGAACAGACAUAUGGUGUACAUUUGGAAGUACAGGGUUUGGUGUGCAUUGCUUCAAAUCGACAUGAAUGCAUUUUUACUCCAUAUAGCCAUGGUACUCUAUACUAAUGUAGCAUUCUGCAUGCUUUAUUUUGUAUUUUGACUUGACUACAGAAAUCAUUCAGAAUAUUCCUAGCCUAGUUCCUGCAUGAGUUGUAAACUUGUAGUGCUCAUGAAUCAAAUACCCAAGUACAUUUGUGUUUGGUUUGCUGUCAGCCUCCGCAUGAUACGUUGUGUACAUUGUUGUAGCUAGGUGAAGGUACACAAUAGUAUUGGUUUUCAAUGUAUAUCAGGAGUUUAGAUCUAAGCUUGUUUUGUACACCUGACUGUGACGGUGGAGAUGCAUUUUUAACUGAGCCUUUAUUUUUUACACUUUGACUAUUCAAACCCUGUAUUGAAGACAAUCAAAGGUGCGAACGCCCCAGAUUUGAUGUAGCCGUAUUUUCAAAUACGUUUUUCAAAAGCUUUUUUAUAAACUGACGGAAAUGAGUGCGGUGAGCUACGUUUUCUGUUUAUAAUACUAGCCUGUGUGCAUGUUUUCACUCAGAAGCCUUAAACAUGAUUAUGAGUUAAUUGUAGAUGUUGUUUGGAGCUUUAUGCCUUUGAUGUUCAGUGUUGUCUGUUUUGGUGUUGUCUUUCGUUGCUUUUGAAAGGAUUUCAUUUUUUUAGUCAUCUGUGUGAAUGCCAAGUUUUGAAGUGGAAUAGACAUUCCUGUUUGAAGUGUGGUUACUUGAGGCUACACAUGUUUUGUUGUUUUUGUCUUUUGUUUGAUGUUGUUGCAUAUGCCUUCUGUGUGUUAUUAGACUAUCGCUGAAUGCAUUUCUCAUGAGAUUAUUACCUUUAAAUGUGUCACUUUAAAAUGUAUUUUUACUGCAUCUCAAAAUUAGUAUUGAGUAUACAUCAAUGUUCACAAUGUGCUGUUGACAAUUGGUGACAUGUGGUUCAAUGCUUGGUACGAUUUUUCCAAAGCUGUUAUACCAGAUUUAUAUAUUUCAAAUAAAUUUUGGACAUGGUGGAAAUAUGACAUUUCUUUUACUUUGUUUUCCAAAUACAAGAAAAUAGAAUUUGCUGUGUAUUUUACAUUGUGUACACUUCUUUCAUUUGAUUUGACAACAGUGAUAGUUACAAUGUCCUCAACGGCAGGCCUAGUUUGACUGUUUUUGUAUUUUUACUUCUCUUCUAAUCUACCCACUAGAUUAUCACAAAAUAUGUAAAAUGCACAUUAAUCAAUAAUUUAUGGCAUACAAGUCGGCCCCUUCAAUUAUUCGUAAUAAUUUAGUAGUUUAUUAAGGUUUUUGUGUGAUGGGUGCCUCGUGUAUUAUCUGGGAUCCACACAUAUAAACUGCGGAGCAGAUAGGACUGUGCUUGUCUUGCCAUGCACAUAGCGUUCUCCAUCACUGCUAGUUGGCAGCGUCCCUCUCUGGAGAGCCAAGAGGGAUGGAGAUGAUGCAGAAGAUGGAGGAGAAUGUUGUUUUUGUCCCCCGACUAAUACUUGAGAUUACUGAGGUUAACCACCAUGGCUUUCUGUACGUUUAAUGCUUUUGAAGGGAAAAAGGAAAUAAAUAGUUUCAAUAAUAUUCUGUUUACAAAUUGUAAUCACAAAUUGUAAUUGUUUACAUUUGUUUUUCUUUGAAAACGAAUGGAGGUGCAAUAAGAUUGUUGUGGUUGAACCUAUCUCUGUUCUCUCCUGGGUUACGACAUGUCUGGUUGUAACCUCGUGAUGGACACCUGGUGUGUCCUGGGCGUGACCAGUGACAUCACAUCUGUCUGUUCCAAUCUCUGUCUCACCCUCUCUCUCUCUCUCUCUCUCUCCCCACCUCCCUGGGAAUGACUUUGGAUUAGAGACAUGCCCGAACUCUAGACAGAGUUGGGGCAUGAAGAUUGCUUGAAGAUUGCUUACUCUUCAAACAUUAAAUGUGUCAAAUAGCAGAUUGAAAGCUUGGAGGGAACCAUGCUUAUUAAAAAACACAUACUAAAACCACUUUAGUCAAUCAUUCAAUGUGUCAAAAAACAGAAGGAAAGCUUGGGGUAAAUCAUGCUUAUUAAAAACACAUACUCAAA